AUGUCUCAUAACAAUAUUCCUUGCAUUUUCAACGAUAUCAAAGAUCCAGGUGAUCGAUUUCGGCUGGAUAAUUUGAUGAACAAAGGCGUAUAUGGUACUGUUUAUUCAGCAAUUGACACUCAAGCAGGUCACAAUAAAGUUGCGAUUAAAAUUCAAGUUCUAACGUCCGAAACUCAAGAGAUAAUAAUAGAAGAGUACAGAGUUCUUCGGGAUUUGAGUAAUCACCCUAAUGUUCCUCAUUUCUAUGGUAUUUAUCGCAACCGUUGUGGAAGAUCUAAUAAAGCAGAUGAAAUUUGGCUUGUUAUGGAGUUUGAAAUUUCUGCACUCCAGGAAGUUCUAGGAAUACUUUUAGAAACAUUUAAUAAAUAG
Cotesia congregata is the source of this 369-nucleotide messenger RNA. The record is from the annotation of a GenBank genome assembly. NCBI's taxonomy places the organism in Eukaryota, Metazoa, Arthropoda, Insecta, Hymenoptera, Braconidae.